Molecule: messenger RNA, 924 nt
Organism: Daphnia pulex (common water flea)
Lineage: Eukaryota; Metazoa; Arthropoda; Branchiopoda; Diplostraca; Daphniidae
Gene: Arl8
Product: ADP-ribosylation factor-like protein 8B-A
Exons: 4
Coding region: 116-679 (187 amino acids)
Biological process (GO): protein transport; anterograde axonal transport
Cellular component (GO): lysosomal membrane
Molecular function (GO): GTPase activity; GTP binding
Source: RefSeq, a predicted model, not a curated record
UAUUUGUCAAAAUUGGUUUGUCUCUCGACAGUAAUACUAGUCGGUUGUUUUUUGUGAUUACUCGAGUCUACUCCCGGUUUUGGCCUGCUGUUGUUUCUUAUCUAAACAAUUAAAAAUGUUUGCCUUGGUUAAUCGAAUUCUGGACUGGUUCAAAAGCUUAUUUUGGAAAGAGGAAAUGGAACUAACAUUAGUAGGAUUACAAUAUUCUGGCAAAACGACAUUCGUCAACGUUAUCGCGUCUGGACAAUUCAGUGAAGAUAUGAUACCUACUGUUGGGUUCAACAUGAGAAAGAUAACCAAAGGAAAUGUCACUAUCAAAUUAUGGGAUAUUGGAGGUCAACCCCGAUUCAGAUCAAUGUGGGAAAGAUACUGCAGAGGUGUCAAUGCUAUUGUAUAUAUGGUUGAUGCAGCUGAUCACGACAAAAUUGAAGCUUCCCGAAAUGAGCUUCACCAUUUACUGGAUAAACCACAACUAGCAGGUAUUCCUGUGUUGGUUUUGGGCAACAAGAGGGACCUACCAAAUGCAUUGGAUGAAAAUGGACUGAUCGAGAGGAUGAAUUUGUCAGCCAUCCAGGACAGAGAAAUUUGCUGCUAUUCAAUUUCAUGCAAGGAAAAGGGCAACAUUGACAUCACUCUACAAUGGCUGAUUACACAUUCCAAGUCGGGUGGCACCCGUUAAUGGGCCGAGGCUAGAAAAGACAAGGGAAGGCAAGAGCGACAAUUGAUCAGUCAUAUCAAAUGCAGCCGACUCGGUACGAGAUCAAAAAUCAAUCCUCUUGUACGAAUACGACUCUUUGUUUUUCUCAUGUGGAGCUCCGCUUUGUCUGUGAAAGCUCGAUCAACCGGUCGCUAUUAACUGCUGAUUCUCUUUUUCGAUGGAAACAAUUGUUUCUUGAUUAUUAUGAUACAUUUUGUCGUACUCCA